AUGAGUAUUGCGCGGCCAGCCAGAUGUCUGUUUUGCAGCUUUUCACGCGCCGCCGCCCACGGCCCUCGCGUGCCCCGUCGCCAGUUCCAGCUGUCGGCGAUACAGCUUCAAGACAAGGGCCCAAAGCCUCCCGUUCAGGUUGAUGGCAAGACAUUGAAACAGAUUCGCGAUGAGUUGACACCAGAUCAUUUCAAGCCUUACACAGAGGAAGAGAAGGCCUGGCUAAAGGACCACUACACCCCCGAACAGCUCGCCGCGGUUGAAGCCGGCGAGGCGGCCAUUGACCCGAAAGACUUGGCUGAGCAGUUCCGAAUCCGCAAAGAUCCCAUGAAGCUCUCGUAUCUUGAUGACCUCUCGGUGAUCGAACCCGGUCUUGAUAAACACGUCCGCGCCCCCGAGAGCAACAGUGACUACAAUGCGACUCUGAAGACCGAAGACGACUUCGUCGACGACUUUGCAAAGUUCUUCUCCGAGAUUCCGGAAAACGUUUCGGUGUCUGACUGGGUGCGAUUUGCCGAGACGAACCGUGUGACAGUUGGGAAGGAGGAAAACGAGUUGAACCCAAAUAGUUCACUUGUGCCGGAUCUGUUUCAGCAUGGAGAAAACUUGGAUGGGAAAAUGCAAAAUCCUCCCCCAUACUACGAGGUUGAGGGUGCCAACCUUACCAAGGUAGACGAAGAGCCAAGUGAUGCAUUGAAGAUGCUCAUGAAGGCUACCGGACACACCCCGCAGACGCUCUCGAAAAUCAGGGAGCGAUCUCUCGUCAAGAAGUUUGUCACAAACCAGACCCGUCUUGGUAAGGUACGCAGCCAGUAUGUCCUGUCUAUUGCUGGUAAUGGGAAUGGUCUCCUCGGUAUCGGCGAGGGCAAGUCACAAGAAAUGGGAGAUGCAAUUGUGCAAGCGAGGUUCCGUGCAAUCAGAAACAUGAAACCUAUUCCUCGGUACGAGAACCGCACGAUCUUCGGCGACGUCAAGGGCAAGUCGGGCGCUGUGGAGUUGAAACUGAUGAGCCGCCCUCCUGGUUUCGGUCUCCGCUGCCAAAGUCUGAUCUACGAAAUGUGCCGUGCAGCCGGCAUCAGCGACAUCGCUGCCCGUGUCGAACGAUCUCGAAACCACAUGAACACCGUGAAGGCCGCCUACAACGCUUUGAUGAGCCAGCGCGACCCAGAGGAAAUCGCGCGCGCCCGAGGCAAGAAGCUGGUAGAUGUUCGCAAGGUAUACUAUUCUGGAAGAGACACGAAAGAGGAAGGAUGGCAAAGAGAGGAAGGGGACCGACAACGGCGCGCGAACUAG
Aspergillus puulaauensis is the source of this 1293-nucleotide messenger RNA. RefSeq names its product mitochondrial 37S ribosomal protein uS5m (gene MRPS5). Lineage: Eukaryota; Fungi; Ascomycota; Eurotiomycetes; Eurotiales; Aspergillaceae. The coding region runs from base 1 to 1293 and encodes 430 amino acids. The transcript is spliced from 2 exons. Gene Ontology annotation, biological process: translation. Gene Ontology annotation, cellular component: ribosome. Gene Ontology annotation, molecular function: RNA binding; structural constituent of ribosome. The record is from RefSeq and is a predicted model, not a curated record.